AGGCUGUGGUACAAUCAGCGGAGAAAUGGCAAUGGGUGGGCUUCCUCAGUCUAUCAUCGUCGCGCGCGCAGUGCACUGCUCAUCCGUGCUCCCUUCUAAAUACAACACGCAAGAUUCAGACACAUUCAAAGCUAAAAUAACCUCCGCCAGGGUAAUCUUAAACCAAGUGGUGCCCCCUUCUCCUCCCGCCGCCCGCCAUACCACACACCCUCCCCCUCUGCGCGAACAAGAGACUGGGAUAGAGCAUCGUGUCAAAGUGUGAGCUCCCGCUCGUGAUAAAAAAACAUUGAGUUUUCUAUCCAAAUAAAUCACGACAAUCGAGUGAUAAAUAGAGAGGAGAAGUCUUUAAUGAUUUGGGAUUGUUGAUAAAAAAAAAAGUGUUGCAGUCAAUUCGUUGUGUAGUGAUACGGAUAUCCAAUGGCUCCACAAAAAACAUCAGUUUCUGCGCGAUGCGCGUGGCGCUCUGCGCCGCAUAAUCUUGCGUAUCAGUGACCGUCAGUCAAUCGUAGAGUCAGUCGUGUUUUCCCUCUAAAAAAAUAAAUAAAUAAAGACGUGAGUACAUUGUGGUGAACGAAUUUGUGUUGGGUAAUCUGUGCAAAACUGAAUAUUAUCCGGUUGUUGAGAAAUAAACAAACGUGGAGAGUUGGUGGAAUAAGUGAGUGCAUGGGGAGCAACGGGUUUGGAGGCAAAUGUUUACCAUGAAAUUUGGGGUGACAUGGUUAUUCAUUGGGGUAGUGAUUUAUCAGUGAAAAUGUCACAGUGUAAACAUUUCGGGUAGUUUUACCCUGGUUCGUUGUAAGAACAAAGUUGUUGUCCUAGCGACGUGGGGAAACGGGGUAUUCAAUUUGUUUUUUUGUGUUUCAUUCAGAGUCUUCGUUACACUUUGUUCCCAUGAUUGUUGGAAUUCCCAUCGAUGCCAGUGGAAUAAUAUUUUGGAGCUGAGGCGGGUGGAAGCUGAGUGAGAAAAAUAGAGGUGGAAGGUGGUGAGGAAAAAAAUAAUACUUAGUGUGUGCAGUGGGGAGGAGAUAUCGGUCUCACCAGCAGUGGUGGUUUUUUGGUGCGACUUUUUGGAGUUGAAUGAAUAAUUAACCUCGCCCGGUGAAUAAUCGAGCUGCUGUGACGGUUGAACGUUAAAUAUUUAUGAUUAAUUUCAGGUGUUCGGGGAAUUAAUUGUGCUCUUGUUGUGAUUUUCAUUGGUAUUUUGGGAAAAUAUUUUUGUUCUGUGUGUUGUGCGGUGGCCAUCAUGGCGAACCCACGGAAAUUCAGUGAAAAGAUCGCCCUCCUCAACCAGAAACAGGCAGAGGAGACGGCUGCUUUUGAAGCUAUUAUGCGUGAGGUUUCGGAUGUCACGAGUCGGGUGGCGUCAGCAAGCAGUUCAGUUGGUGCGAGUCCUACUGGGACUGGUGGUGUCCCAGAGACUCUGUCCGUCAAGAGUGCUGGUGCUAGUCCACCCCAGUCCAGUGGCAGUAAACAUCUUCACAUUAACCUGGGAAAUCAGUACACGGGUGGAGGAUCCCUACCAAAUGUUAACAACACAGUUACAAAGAGAGCACCUACGAAAGAUCCUUCUCCGAACUCUGCUGCUAUUCACUCUAUCGAUCUUAAGACGGCACUAAGUAAUUUAGAAGAAAUGCAGCACAAUCCAAUGAUGUACAGAAGUAACGAUCGAGGUAGGAGUAUGCACGGUGUUGGACCAAUGAGAUCACGACCGAUGGAAAAAAGAUACGAUACAUCACCCUAUAGUGGUACAUACCUGUCACCCCCACUGCCAGACACGUGGAGAAGAACGAAUUCGGAUUCAGCGUUACAUCAGAGUGCCAAUGAGGCCUGUCAGGCCACGUCUCCAAUUCCUCAUCGCAGAGGUAGCGAUGCAUAUCAACAUGCGAUGGGUAACGCCUCUGGGGACAACAGGGAUGGUCAUCAUGGUUUUAUCGAACGACCAAGAUCUUCCUGUGAGAUGCCUCGAGUACCCGGAAUACAUAUAUAUCCAAGCUCACAACCACCAGGUCCCCAGACACCAAUUAGUAACAAUACGGGUUCUCUGCCAGAUCUGAGUAACGUUCACUUCCCCUCACCACUUCAUACACCACUGGAUCAAGAGGAUCACUCCAGUAGUACGCAGUAUAGCAAUCGUAUUCAGUCCGAUGCCACUUCCAUAGAUUUACCGAAGAGUCCUCAAACGGGCAGUCCUACGACCUUGUCGCCAACCAGCUUGGCACAAGCUGGGAGGCUAUCCUUUUCACAGGAACACAGUCCACCAGCCGCCCAAAACCAUUUAUCAGUGCCUGUUAACUCUAGGUUUCUCCAUACAUGUAAGGGUGUGGCAUUGGAGAAUAGCACAAGUACUUCGCAACAGGAUCUACAGUCCUACGGGCAAACGCCUGCUCAACCACCACCUUCUGCGUCACACAGUCCUGCUCACCAUUACAUUUAUCAACAGCCACACAGUCCAGUGCCACCACAAAGUCCCAAAACCUCGCAACCUCAACAUCAACAACAGCUCAAUUCCCUCGGUUCGUACAGGACAAAUCAGCCAGUGAGACCCUCCCCCCAGUCAUCUCCUGGAUUAACAGUUCAAGGGAGCCCUCUGAGCUACAGUAACAAUCCAUCGGCACCACCAAGUCCCACAGGCCAUCCCGGACCACCCAGCCUCACGUCGGACAGCAUAGACCAAAACAGCUACUUCAUUAAUCAGGCACAGGCCGCUGCACUCCAACAGACAUUUGAGCAGUUUAAUAUGAUGGAUUCAACGGUGGACCCCAACAGCAUUAGUUCGUACAUUGGCUCGACGAACGAGACGUCGAGCUACAGCCAGAAUGAUAUGAUUAAUGUGGGCGGAGAAUUGGGUAGUAGUGACGGAGGAUACUACAGUACGAGUCCUCAGAUGGCAUAUCAACCGAGGACACCAACUACGACGCAACAAUUGACGCCUCAGACACCCAAUACACCUACAAUUAUACUGACAGAUUUUUCGGGGACAGAUGACCUAACGAGUCCAGAGUUUGCCAAGGACUUGGGCUCAUCGAUGUCUGGUGAGUUUGAUCCAGAUUUAUUUACAUCGGACGAUGCCCUGAGACAGGGCCUCGGACCCAUUGACCUGGACGGUCUACAGAUGCUCACCGAUCCUGAUAUGGUGAUAUCAGAUGCUAAUGCCGAAGAUCACUUUAGGCUAGAUCGUCUUUAAACAAUUAUUUUUAUUUAGCUAGAGAGAUAAUCAUUUGCAAAGCAUUUUUCCAAUUCCAAAAGCAUGAAAUAACGUUUAUGAGAUAAUUGAAAUUAUCGUCGACUCAUAUGUGGAUUCAAUUCACCUGCUCCAUAUUUUUCUCUCUUAGGAUAAAUUGUUAUUUUAUCCUGGUGUUGUUGGAUUUUAAUUCGAAACGAGGACAAUUUGAUUGACAUUAUUCGAUAAUGCUUCGGAUGAAUUUAUUCAGUCUAUUUUUGACAAAUUUCUGCGAUUGAUUUCUAUGAGGGGAUUGAGUUAUUUGUGGUUCGAUUUAGUUCUGGAUAUAUCUACCGUUGGGGUAGACAAUUAUACAGGGACGACCGACUGAUUGAUUUAUUACAGCGUUUGUUAAUUACUCAACAAUUUGGAAUUUAAUAUUGGAGUUUUUUAAAAAAGUUUGAAAUUUUGUUGAUUAUUUUUCCCACCCAAAUUUCAGCCAAUAGAAUUGCACCAUUUGUUGAUAUUUUGUAUAGCCUACCUCGAAUAUCAGCGAUAAUUUUUUGAAUAUUUUGGUAAACAAACGACACUUAACCAAAUAAACCUCUUUUCAUGUCAUGGCACAAUUCUCUUGGCCGAAAUUUGGAUAGGAAAAAUAAUCCCCUGAAUACCACUCGAGCUUCAAAAUUAUAGAAUAUUUCCCUCUAGGUUCCCUGCAUACAAAUGAAGUCGUCAAGUUUUUCAGGAAAAAUCACUCGUGCUUCGCACUCGUGAUUUUUUAGCCUGAAAAACUUGACUCCUUCAUUUGUUUGCAACGAAUCUAUCGGGAAAUAUUCGAUAAUUUUGAACCACUUGUGGUAUUAUAUGUGAUUAUUUUUCCCAUCCAAAUCUUGGCCAAUAGGAUUGCACCAUUCGACGUUAUUUUGUAUAGUCAACACGGUAUUUCAGCGGAUAUUCUUGGAAAUUUCACUGGAAAUUUUGCAUGUUGAUAUAUAUAAAAAAAAACAAAUGUUGAAGUAACCCUCAAUUGUAUCUGACAGAUUAAUGGCAAUUCGUUGAAAAUUAUGUCUCAUGGUGCAAUUCUAUCGGCCAAGAUUUGGAUGCAAAAAAUAAUCCCCCGAAUACCACUCGAACUUCGAAAUUAUCUGAUAUUUCCCUCAAGGUUCCCUGCAAACAAAUAAGCUUGUUAAGUUUUCCAGAAAAAUCACUCGCGCUUCGCGCUCGUGAUUUUUAAACUGGAAAACUUGACACGUUCAUUUGUUUGCAACGAACCUAUCGGGAAAUAUCCGAUAAUUUCGGAGCUCUUGUGGUAUUACAUGCGAUAAUUUUUUCGUAUGGUGAAAUGAAAUUGAAUUGUCAAAUUCUGGGGCAUAAUAAUCUUAUCCAAAGACGCAUUAUCUUGCGUCUUGAACAGUUUCAAUUGUCAAUGAAAAUUAAAUAUAUAGCAAGAUGCUAAAAUUUAGAAGUGUACAAUUUCAAUCGAUAUCUCCAUAAUUGAAAAUACGUGAAAAACUCUACUCCUCAUUCAAUUCAAUUACAGAAAUUAUGACUGUUAUAUUUCUUUGUGCCUCCGUUUGAAAAUUUUUCAUCUAUGCAACAAAUUAUUUGAUUUGUUAACGAUUGAGUUGAUUAGCAUACUUGAAAUUUCAUCGUCGUUAUAAAAAAAUUUAUCAAUUCUUUUUUUAUUUUAUACUACUUUGUACAUUGUAUCAUAAUAUGAUCUCUAAAAAUGCACAAAAGAGUGAAAUUAUUAAGAGUAAAGAUUAGUGAAUGACAAUGUAUAAGGGAAACAUUGAGAGUCAAAGCAUUCAAUUAAUCCAUUAAACUCAAUUUUCUCAUAAAUAUGAAUAAGUGACUGGAUACUGUAGAUAAAGAUUUUCUUUUCUCAAAUUUUACAUAUUUUUCCUCUGUUCCACUUCUUGUUUCAUCUUUGUUCUGUUUUUUUUUGUGAGUAAGAAGAGAUUUAUAAAUUGUGAUUCGCCUCGAGGCAUUCAAGUAUACAGAUAUACAGAGACAAGUUAAAUAUAUAUAACUGUUGGAAGGAAAAGGAUUGAUGUUGAGAGGAACAUAAGAAGAAUUUAUUCGACACUGAAUUUGUGCCCGAAGGAGCACGUUUCGUAGUCAAUACUUUUUUAAAAAUUACUUUCCCUUUGUACGCUACUCGUCAAUGUUUUACACAGAAACGGAUUUUGUUGCAAAAAAUAAAUCUCAGUCGUUUCUUUACAUAAUUUCUGUAUAAUAUUUUAAAAAUCGCAAGUUAUUGUUAAUUAGAAAGUUGACGAGUCCAUUCUAUCGUUCAGUGAAAUGAGGAGACAAUAUAGUAUUCCAUUUCUUGUCCGGAAAAUUUUUUAUUUACACCAACUGCUUUCUUCUUUCCAUUGAAUUGCGAUAAUACAGGCCUUCGGCACGCUGUGAUAAUUAAUUGUUGUUAUCUGCAUAUCAUUUCAAUCUUCUUACAAUUUUAACGGGGGAAGUUAAUAAGGAAGUUCAUGUUAAGAAUAUCAGUGGAGAGCUAAGGCAGAUUCAUUUAGAAAACUGCCACCGAAAAAAACCGUAGCGAUGACGCAAUAAUUUAAUUAUCUUUUUUUCUCAUCACAAAAUCAAUAAUUUGUUUUCUCGUGUGGUGUUCCUUGAGUACAGAGGGUUCUUGUAAAAAUUCCUUAUGAAUUUACGGCGAUAAUUAUGGAGCGAAGAUUAGGAUAAUACAAUGGAAUGGUAAAGGUCAUGGGGAACAAUGAGGAAAAAAUAACAAUGAAAAAUUGAAUCAUAAUAAAUAUAAAUUUGUGGCACGUAUUGGGGCUCUCGCCUGUACCCUCCGCAAUUGUCAAUUGAUUUUUUGAAAGUAAUACUGUACUUUAUACACAUUUGAAUAGUUGUUAAUGAAAUAAUUGUCGGUGAGUUGAAUGAUCCUUUCUGGAAGAAAAGGCCCGAGUAGGUUUUACUAAGAAAAGAAUGUUUUUAUCUACACAAUCUCGUAAUUUUCAAAUAUUUAUCCAAAUGGGGGGAGGGGGGGAGAAAUAUUAGGAAAUUUCAUGUUCUAUCAUUAAGAAAAAUUUGAUACAAGUGUAAGUGAGCGGAUGAAUUUUUCAGUUGAGAGAUUAAUUUGAAAAUUCAGUUGAAUAAUUUAUUUGAUUUGUGAAAUCAGAUAGUCCAUUUUUCUCUUCCCUUAAUCUCAUUGUGAAUUCUGCUAAGCAGUUGACAGUUGAAAGACUAAACUGAAAGGCAAGAGGGAAAAUUCAGGAAAAAUAGUAAUAGUUCUGUGAGAGCAGUUUCCAGUUGUUUUAAUUGAAUUCUCAGUGUUCGGAAGUAGUGCCAAAAAAUAAGAGGUCUGCGAAUUCCGGAGGGAUUGGGAGGUAAUGUGGUAUUCUAUUCACUUAGAUUUUAUUUUUUGUUGAUCCAGCGCAAAUGUUUAGUACUUAAACAAGUGGGGGAUUAGGUAAAUGGAAGGGUCUUCAUCGAAUAGGGGUCUAAAUAUCACGGAACCACUACAAAAAAUAUUAUUCACCAUUGUAUCUCUUUAAAAAUGACUAACUAGUACGAAAAAAAAUGCACUAUCCGCGGUAACACGGUAACAAAUUAAUUACUUUUUACAUAAUAAAAUCCCUGUAAUGAGAGAGAAUUACACAGCAAUAUGUCUGUGUAUGAUAAAGAGACCAAUAAAAUUGGACCCCAUACCAAUUGCAAUGGUUAUGUAUUAUGUACCGUUAUAUUUAGACCAGAUAAUAUCGUUCAGACCAGACACAUGAGAAUGAGAUUCGAACUGGGAGCUAGGACAUGAAAUGCUAAUGAAUCGAAACACUAGUCUUUAUUGCCUUUCUUGCAAUGAAAUUUGUUCAAAGUGGAAUCAGGAGAUAAAAAUAGUUAUAUUUACUCAAUUUAUUCUUCAUUUUAAUGAAUAGAUUCGGUAUAAUUUUUGGAGUUUUUUCAGUUAUCUCCUCAUACCACAGAGUAGACAGAAUUAUUCUUGUUGAAGAAUUAUUGUUUUUACAAUGAAAGGGAGAAAUUAGAAAGAGUAGAGAGGGUGAAAAGAACCUCACGAUCUAGAAAAUGACUAGAGGAGGAGAGAAUGGUUUUUAUUAUCUGUUACUUGUUUCAUUAUUUUAUGAAUCAAGAUUGCGGGAAGAGGGAGACAGAAAAUUAUUGUAAUUAUUUGUAAAUAGUCGACGUUACGUGUGGAUAAAACAGCCAGAAUUUUUAGAUGAAUCCCGGAAAAUCCUUGUGAUGUGGGGAUAAUUGUCUCAUAUGAUCAUGAAUGAACAACAUUUACUCAAACAUCGAUUUUCAUAGUUAAACAGCAUAAAAUGACGAACCAAGAAAAUACGGAAGAAAUGUUGAAAAAAAUAAUAAUCCAAGUACUAAACAAUUUUUCUUCCCAAUUUGUCCAUUAAAAAAUGCAUGAUUAAAUCACAUUAAAGUCAUUUUAAAUAAAGCCUUGCUGACGAUAACUGAAAAUUUAAUAAUUCAAUUCAAUAAAUUUAAUAAAUAAAAUUCCAAUGUCGUUCACGCGCGAAUUCAAAUAAUCUUGUAACAAUGAAAAUAAUAAAAAUAUAUUUAAAGAAUUCGCAAGUCAUGAGAGACAAUGCGAGGUGACUUUUUCAAAUUUUUCUUACAUUCUGAUAUUCGAUGUUGACGUCAUUAGAUUUUAAUAAUUAAAAACGAGCAUUAAAUAAUUAAUUGGCCAGAUCAUCUUCUCUAUAAUAAAAACCAAGUAUGAAAAUGGAAAUAAUUAAUUGAGAAAUUAAACAAACGGACUCGCCGUAUCGAUGGAAAUUUAUUCGUCAAAUUCUGGUUACGAAUGGUACAUGGGAAAGUGUAUAUCCAUCUCGGUAAUAGCUCUCUAAUAAUUAUCCGUCUCUUUUCAAUUCCCACCAUCCCUCCCCCCUCCUCCCGAGCCCCUUUCACCCUUUAUACAAUUGAAAAAAUAAUCCAAAACUACAAAUUAAAUGACUAAACAAGAACAUACAAACGUUGUAAAUAAUAUUCCUCUCACGCAUUGUGUAAUAUAAUAGUUUAUACAUUUAUUAGAAUAACUGUAACGCUCGAACUGGGGGAGAAUGACGAGAAACGAGUGAAAAAAAAAGAAUAAUAUUAAAGUACGACAAUUGUAAAUGCGCACAAAUUACUGAGAAAAUAUUGAGGAAAACAUGAAAGAAGUGAUAGUGUCAGCUGAGAGAAUAAUUAUUGGAUGAAGUCGAAAAACCUGGAUGUAUAUCUCAUUAAAAUCGAUAGAGGAAUAAAAUGAAAAUGGGUAUGUGCAAUGAGAGUGGUCGUUCUACUGUGCCAUGGAUGAGAGAGGAACAGCACAUUAAAUGUUAAAGGAAAAUAGAAUAAACCGAGAGCGAUGGAAAAAGAAUAAAUUCAAUAAUAAAUUGAACAAAGACAAAAAAUAGGACACCAUAAUGAAAACUCUUUAUCCGCUUUGUUUUCAUCCAAUUGUCAGAAUUUUUAUCCCCUUUUUUUCUAAGAAAAAAAACCGUUCUAUCGCAUAAUGAAAAGUUUAAUAAAUAGUUAAUCGGACAUUUUUUAGAGUUUAAGGAGAAGUUAGAAGGGAAAGAGAAUGAAAAUCCAAUGUUUUUUAGAAAAUUUUGUAAAUAAUCAGGCUCUAUUAAAUUGUCGUUAAAUAUCAAAAGAA
This is a messenger RNA of Diachasmimorpha longicaudata, 8792 nucleotides long. It is a transcript of the gene Crtc, whose product is annotated as CREB-regulated transcription coactivator 1. Gene Ontology annotation, molecular function: cAMP response element binding protein binding. Gene Ontology annotation, cellular component: nucleus; cytoplasm. Lineage: Eukaryota; Metazoa; Arthropoda; Insecta; Hymenoptera; Braconidae. Bases 1244 to 3184 code for a protein of 646 amino acids. The record is from RefSeq and is a predicted model, not a curated record. The transcript has 14 exons. Gene Ontology annotation, biological process: positive regulation of transcription by RNA polymerase II; protein homotetramerization.